CCAGCCAAUUAUUGCUCCGGAAUCCCGCGAAGGGCGUGGCUUCGACGCAGCCUCGCUCUCGCUCUCCCUUGUCUCUCCCUCUUUCUUGCCGCCAUCGCGCUCCUUUCUCCUGCCUCAGUGGCUAACGGCUCUUUGCGCAUCACCUGCUCCAAGACCGAUCACUUGAACAAUGGCAUCAGAUGAAGGAAAGCUCUUCAUUGGAGGACUCAGUUUUGAUACUAAUGAGCAGAACCUGGAGCAGUUGUUCUCCCCCUAUGGAGACAUUGCAGAAGUUGUGGUGGUAAAAGACAGAGAGACUCAGCGGUCCAGGGGGUUUGGCUUUAUUACCUAUUGCCGCCCAGAGGAUGCUAAGGAUGCCAUGAGAGCCAUGAAUGGAGAGUCUGUGGAUGGCCGUCAGAUCAGAGUUGACCAGGCUGGCAAAUCUUCCCGUGGCUCUUCAGGAGGCAGGGGCCGUGGCCGUGGAUUCUCUAGAGGAGGUGGAGGAUAUGGAGGUGGCCGUUAUGACAACAGAAGCGGUGGCUAUGGAGGAUCCAGAGACUACUAUGGCAGCAGGAAUCAAGGAGGCUAUGGAGAUCGUUACUCUGGGAGCUCCUACAGAGAUAACUACGAUAACUAGCUUACACCGAGCAUAAAUCCUUCCUGAAUCAAGAUCGUCCUUCCAAUGGUCGUAUUUAUAAAGAUUUUUGGAGCUUCGCUGAA
Messenger RNA from Anolis carolinensis (green anole), 699 nucleotides. RefSeq names its product cold-inducible RNA-binding protein. The coding region runs from base 170 to 616 and encodes 148 amino acids. The record is from RefSeq and is a predicted model, not a curated record. Gene Ontology annotation, cellular component: spliceosomal complex. Gene Ontology annotation, biological process: positive regulation of mRNA splicing, via spliceosome. NCBI's taxonomy places the organism in Eukaryota, Metazoa, Chordata, Lepidosauria, Squamata, Anolidae. The transcript has 7 exons. Gene Ontology annotation, molecular function: RNA binding.